GUUCGCCCAUUUCAGAGCUCGUCAUAUAUAAACGCGACGACGUCACCGGCAAAAACAAUAGUUUGACUCUGCCCGAGUGCGGUUACGACUGGAGAGCGUUUAUUGAGCUAUUUAGAGCUGGAGAUGCUCUAGCGUCAAGCGCAGACGAUAAUUUUGUGUAAACAGUGAUGUUAAACUGCUCUUUUUAUCUAUUUUUAAAUAGCACAGUCAUUAAAAGCAAUGAAUAUUAAGAUUGUUUUGGCGAUCAUCGUUUGGCUGGUAGCAGGUAGCGUGUCUUCCAGCGCAAUUCCAAUAUGGGAAAUGUUGACUUACGAAGAAAAGAUGGGUAAAUUAAUGUAUACGUAUGUUCAUCUAGUAGAAAGGUACUGCAAAGUUUCACCAUCAAAAGAUUGCAGGAAAAUCAUGACACUUCACGGGAUUUCCAAUCUUCUGAAUUACGACGAGCACACUCUUGAUCUGCUGGAUCCGGAUCAAAGAAAUGGCGGACGACUAGUCUGGCAGGCUGCAACCAAAUCCCAGUACAAGUACCCAUCGGAGAAAUAUGAUCAAGAAACUAUCAAAUCAGCACCAAAUCAUCAGUACGAAACUUCAGAAAGCAGAGAUGAGCCACGAAAGAUAUACGUUCCAGCUCCGAAGUUUUUCCGAAGAGUUAAUUGGCAACAUUGAAAAACGAGAAGAAGAAAAAAUAUAUUAGUGAUGAGUGCCAAUGCCUUUCAUUGUAAAUCAUACCACCUGUAUAGUUCAUUCUUUUUUAUUUAAUAAACAUUACCUUCAAACAUG
Uloborus diversus is the source of this 780-nucleotide messenger RNA. RefSeq names its product rhythmically expressed gene 5 protein-like. The transcript is spliced from 5 exons. NCBI's taxonomy places the organism in Eukaryota, Metazoa, Arthropoda, Arachnida, Araneae, Uloboridae. The coding region runs from base 220 to 666 and encodes 148 amino acids. The record is from RefSeq and is a predicted model, not a curated record.